AUGCCAGAGCAUCGGGCUCACAUGCCUGCAAGCCGCGGCGGGAUCUGGAGUGCAGCUGCGGCAGCGCGCCGUGCAGCAGAAGCGUCCAGUCCAGGGGAGACGCCGCUCCAAGCUGCGAUCCGGGCCGCAAAGGCGUGCUGGAAGCGGGCCGAGGCGGAGAGACGGAAGAGGCUGGCCCGUCGAGUCGCGAAGCGAGCAGCCAAGAAAGCGAAGCCGCGCACGCCCAGGACACAGGCCCUGCCUGACCAAAGUGUUGAGGCAGGCGCGAUAUGCGCGAUCACGACGCAGGCGGAGCAGAUGGCAAAACAAGCCGCUGCAUGUAAGGAGGCAUGGGAUGCAAAGGAAGCAGUUCGGCUCCUUCGACAGGCAGCUGCGCUGAUGGAGUCGACACAUGCCGUGAGGAAGCAGCUCCGAAAAGUUGCCGAUGACGUGCUGCAGGUCCUCGACGUGGAGGAUCCCAAGACGCGCCGUCUUGUUGGUGAUGCCUUGCGUACGUUUGGGCAGUGA
Symbiodinium natans is the source of this 507-nucleotide messenger RNA. NCBI's taxonomy places the organism in Eukaryota, Dinophyceae, Suessiales, Symbiodiniaceae. The record is from the annotation of a GenBank genome assembly.